AUGAAGUGCUCAGGCGUUCAUUUAUCAUGGAAGGAUUGUGUGAUUCUAACAUUGAGUGGUUUACGUGGUAGCAUGUCGCUUAUCUUAGUAUUAAUUGUCAGUCUAGAUAUAGAAAUCGAAACGAUCACACGUCAUCGUUUUCUAUUUCAUAUCUCAAUGAUUGUCUUACUAACUUUGAUUAUUAAUGGAACAAGUAGCAAAUAUUUAGUGAAGAUUUUAGGUUUACACCAUGGUACAAAAGGAAGUGAGAUUGUUCUUUUACAAGCAUUCGAACAUGUCAGACGACAAACAUCGUGGAAAUUAACGAAAAGUUUGCAGAUGUUGACUGGACGAACUUAA
Molecule: messenger RNA, 339 nt
Organism: Adineta ricciae
Lineage: Eukaryota; Metazoa; Rotifera; Eurotatoria; Adinetida; Adinetidae
Source: the annotation of a GenBank genome assembly